Messenger RNA from Aegilops tauschii subsp. strangulata, 1611 nucleotides. Its product is annotated as SUN domain-containing protein 1. Gene Ontology annotation, molecular function: protein-membrane adaptor activity. Lineage: Eukaryota; Viridiplantae; Streptophyta; Magnoliopsida; Poales; Poaceae. The record is from RefSeq and is a predicted model, not a curated record. Gene Ontology annotation, cellular component: nuclear envelope.
AUGGCGUCCCCUUCCAUCUCCGCCGCUGCGGUGGCCAGCCCCGUCACCCCGGUGGCCCUAGACCCCAGCCCCGUCGCAUCCCGCCCCCCCGCCGCCACCGCCCCGGUGCGCAAGCGGCCGGUCCUCCUCCUCGACCAGCGCCCGCACCCCUCCACCCCGACGUCGCGCACCGCUGCCGCUGCCGCCGCCGCCGCCGCGCCCCUGUCCCAGGCACGGCGGAAGAGGGGGUUGUCGUCCUCCGGUCGGCCGAGGUGGCAGACCGCGCUAAGCGUCGCCGCCAAGAACGCAGCCCUCCUAGCCGUGCUCCUUUACCUGGGGGACCAGGCCUGGCGCUGGGCGCACCCAGCCCCUCUCGCGCAGCCCGACGACGCUGCGCUCGCGGGUUACACUGCCCGUAUCAACGACGUCGAGGCCUCCCUCGCCCGCGCCUUCGGGGCGCUGAAGGUGCAGCUCGAGGCCGUGGACCGCAAGAUCGACGGCGAGGUUGGGGCCGCUCGGGGCGAGCUCGCGGCGCUGCUGGAGGAGAAGAGGCUUGCCAUCGAGGGACAGCUCAACCUGCUGGACGCCAGGACCGACGAGCUGAACGACGCGCUGGGCGGGCUCAGGCGGAUGGAGUUCCUUAGGAAGGACCAGUUUGAAGCAUUCCUGGAUGAGUUCAAGGAGAGCCUAGGCUCCAACUCUGGCGCUGAGGUUGAUCUGGAUCAGGUCCUUGCGUUGGCCAGGGAGAUCGUCAUGAGGGAAAUAGAGAAGCAUGCCGCCGAUGGGGUUGGCAGGGUGGACUAUGCCGUGGGGUCUGCUGGGGGAAGAGUUGUCCGCUACUCGGAGGCAUAUGAUGCUGGGAAACGUGGUGGUCUUCUUUCUGCAUUACCAUUUGGUGGUGGAGACAAUGGUGACCAGUCACAGAAGAUACUUCAGCCGAGCUUUGGGGAGCCCGGGCAGUGCUUUCCCUUGAAGGGGAGUAGUGGGUUUGUGGAGAUCCAACUGAGGAAGGGGAUAAUCCCUGAGGCAAUCACACUGGAGCAUGUGUCCAAGGAUGUGGCGUAUGACAUGUCCACUGCUCCAAAGGACUGCCGGCUAUCCGGAUGGUACCAAGGAACACAUACCGAGACCCCUCCAAACCAUGCUGCAGAGAUGUACGCCUUGACUGAGUUCACUUACGACCUAGCCAAGAACAAUAUCCAGACAUUCGAUAUAACUGCCCCAGAUGUCGGUGUCGUCAACAUGGUUAGGCUGGACUUCACUUCAAACCAUGGAAGCUCCGCGCUGACGUGCAUUUACCGCAUCCGGGUGCAUGGGCAUGAGCCUGUCACGCCAGUUAUCGCUAGUCCACUGCCCUGAUGAGAUGGAGAAUCCUUCCACCUCUUUUGUAUCUGUUUUGCUUUAGGGCCAUUUCUCUGGGCGUUUGCUAGUUUCAGUCUAGGAUUAUGUCAUGCACACUCUGUAAAAAGUUAAAUGACUGUUUGCUGCACAUUUUCUAGUGAUUUAGUCCAGAUGUUCAGUUUUUGCCAUGCGCGAACGGCCGGUAACUCUUUGGCGCAUCAGUGUUGGCUGUUGAUUGAACUUGGUAAGCUUGAAAAGGCAAGGUCAGGCAAAAGAAAAAUGCUUCUACCC